CCGCCACUGAGGUCGGACGUGUGUUCACUGCUGCAACAUCCUUCAAGUGUACUUCAUACUGACACCGUGACUUUGAAGUGUUUUGAACUUUUUUUUUUGGAUUUAAACAUCCGUUCCACAAGCUGAUGUCAUCGUAAUAUGUGACUCAAAUCGAAGAAAUGGAGGAGGAAAGUGCUCUUAGUGCAAACGAAGUCCGCGAGACACCACUAACCGAGACGGAGUCUUCGAUAACCCAGAUCAUUCCCGAAAAAGAAUCAAAACUCACCUCCGCUGAAAAUCAGACGGACGUCAGCUUGUGUGUUACCAAUAAAGACGAGAGCGGGGUCGUGCUAGACGGUUUCGAGGACAGUAAAAAUGUGACGGUCGAGUCUAUAAUAGACAAUGACGCGUGUGAAGUGAUCGACGACGCGAGGUCACUGGGCGACAUGGACAGCCUGCCCGCCGGCGACGAGUUGGCGCUGGGCGCGGCCGGUAGCGACAGCGGUGUAGAGGGCUGCGGCCGCGCGCUAAGCAGUGGCGGCGGCUCGCGUUCCUGCGCCUCUAGCGUCGUAUCCUGCGGUUCCGGCUGCGGCUCCGAGAGCUCCUCGUUGGCGGGAGCACCGCUGCGCACGCGCCGCCGCGUCAAUGUCACCGUCAUCGAGGCCAAAAAGAGCUCUCCCGUCGGAUCCUCCACGCCCCGCCCGACCACGGCACCGCGGGGGCCCAACCUAGCGACCCGUGAGCGCGCGAGGAGUAGAGAAAAACCAACGCCGCCCGAGAAGCCGCGGCCGCUCACACCGAAGCCUCGAAUGCGGCCCACCGCCGACCUUCCUAAUCUAGUCCGGGAGAGCCCCGCCCUGCGAGCCAAGCCCACGAAGACUUCCACGGCAAGAUGUCGGACGCCGAGUUCUCCGAGCGAUGAAAAGAAAUGGCCGGCCAACGGUCCGAGAUUGACGCCCGUCUCGGAUUCUUCGGGCGCGACAAGAGUGGCGGCGGACAAGUACGGCACGUUGCCGCGUAGGCGUAGGGAUGCAGACACGGAGAGCUCGCCCAAGCACGACAGCACGCCGCCCACCUCCCGCCGGCCUACUGUCGCUCGCUCUGCCUCCUCGCGUUCCACACUUAGGACGAGGGUGCGGAUCUACGCCGAGAAAAACUGCCAGACUGUUCUACUAGGAAACGAUAUCGAGUCGGCGUUAGCAGGGAUCAUUCCUAACAUUGAAAGCCGUAUCGAGGUGUCGCGCUGCCACCGCGGUGUGCAAGCGAGCGGGCGUGACGCCGAGCUUUGCCGGCUGAGCGCGGCUGCGGCGGCAGCAGAGGCGAGUGCGGCGGAAGAGCGCGAGCGCCGACAACACGCCGAGGCGCAGCUGGCGGCCGAGCGCGCCGCACGCCUCUCCGCCAUCGCAGAGCUGGAGCGGAACUCACAGCGCCUGCUCGAACUCGCCGGAGCUGGUGCGGGCGCGGGUGCUGACGGUUGCCUGCGCGCACUGGAGGAGCAGCUGCGGUCGGCGAGCGAGCUGGCGGCCCGGCAGCGCGCGGAGAUCGACGCGCUCCGGGACCACUGCAACAAACUCCAUGCGGAGGCGCUGAGCGGUCGCGAAGCGGCACGACUAGCAGAGGCUCGGCUGGCGGAGGCGGAGCGCGAGGCGGCCGAGAUGCAGGACUUCCUGGCCGCGGAGACCGGCGCGCUCAGCGACUCGCUGCGGGAGGCCGACGCAGAGCUCGUCCGCCUCAGCACUGAUCUCGAGCGCAGACGUGCGGAGUGCCGGCAGCUGGUGCGCAUGUGCGAGCAGCGGCGGCAGGAGGCGCUGGCGGCGGCGGCGCGCGCGCGCAGCGGGGGCGGGGCCGCGCCCGCACUGGACGCGCUCGCCCGCCGCCUGCGCGCGCUCACAGACGCCGUGCUGCGCGCAUACGCUCUGCCCCGCGACGCCUCGCUGCCCACUGUGUACCAUAACGACGCCUACAACAGCCACAGUGACAGCGGGGAGCAGUUAUCACCGGACGAGGAGGCGCGCGGUGGUCUGCUGGGGGCGAUAGUGCGCGCGCUGCGUGCCGCCCCCGCUGCCGCCACGCCCACCGCCCACACCGGCCCCGCGGCCCCCGCAGCCCCCGCAGCCCCCGCGACGCACGACGACGACCGCUCGCGCAUCUCCGACGACAACGACAACUCCGCGGAUCUGCUCGACUCAGAGACGGAGCCAUGUCUCGUCACUGAUCCAGAGUGCUUGGAGGAGUGGUGGUCGGGUGCGGAGGGUGCGGAGGGUGCGGAGGCGGGAGAGGGUGGCGAGUACGCCGGCGCCUGGAGCGGGGAGGAGCUCUCCCCGGAGAGGGAGUCCUGUGCAGACGACAGGGAGAGUGCAGAGGUGGUGGAGGGCGAGUCUGCAUCAGCGUCAGAGCGGGAGUCGCUGCGCACGUUGUCGGCGGCGAUCGCGCAGAGACAGAGGUCGGAGGCGGAGGCGCAGGAGGCGGAGCGCGGCUCGCUGCUGGAGCGCGUGCUGGCGCUGGACGCGCGUCUCUCAGACCUGCUGCGCGCGCUGCGUCAUGCAGCCGCCGCCGCCGCCCGCCAUGAUGACACACCCGCCGCUGCGCUCGCGCACGCACUUAGAGAGAAGAUCGACGUGACGGAGAAGAACGUGGCGGACGUGGUGGUGAAGAAGCUGGCCGAGCUGGACGCCAGCCGCCACAUGAUGGAGCAGUACCGACACAACGUCGAAAUGCUAAAAAAGCAGCUGGCACAGUCCGGUGAAGAGGAAGAAAUUAAUUAUAUUGAGGAGGAGUUAGCCGGUUGCGGGGAAAAUGAGCGCCGUCAGCGGUACGAAGCGCUGGAUGCAGCACUGGGCGCGUUGUCCGCGGUAGACGGGUGGCCGCGUCUUGCAGCGCUGCAGCGUCGCCUCGAGCGCCUCGCAUUCGCUCUCGCCGCGCCGCCGCCUCACCCGCACUCCGCCUAGCCGGUCACAGGUCAUUCACCUCGCGCCCGCACGCACACCUCACAGCUGACAGUAGUUUCAUAACCUCAAACUAUAUAUCAUCGUCAUAUUUGUACAUGAAACAAAAACUUGAACUUUAAUCUAGUUAAAGUUAAUGUGGGAAAAAAGUGCAUAAAACUAUUUUUAAUCAAAAACAAAACUUUUUGAUUGAAUUAUGGGCUACUUAAGUUUAAGUCCACUUAACUUAAGUCUACUUAAGUUUUCGUUUUGGGGGACCGCUAGUUAUAAAUAAAUAUGACUUAAUAUGAUGUGUAUUAAAGCAUAUGCGAUGGAAUUGAAAAUAACAGUAAAUGUGUUUACGUCCCGCAAUAUUCCGAUACCGAGUCAUCCUAUAGCAUAAGCUAAAUAUUAUUGAUAAUUGCCUAAAUAUGUGUUAAUUAUUGAAGAUGAAAUUAUUAAAUGUAAGCCAAUAAGUUAAGUUAAUCUCGGUCGUGUUGCCAACAUAUUUUAAGAAAUAUUUGUCGAUGAAUGUUGCCAUACGUGUUAUUUAUUUCAUUUCUACAUAAUUGGUAGACAAAUCAAAUUGGGUUUGGUUUA
Papilio machaon (common yellow swallowtail) is the source of this 3503-nucleotide messenger RNA. RefSeq lists its product as uncharacterized. The record is from RefSeq and is a predicted model, not a curated record. NCBI's taxonomy places the organism in Eukaryota, Metazoa, Arthropoda, Insecta, Lepidoptera, Papilionidae. The transcript is spliced from 12 exons. Bases 159 to 2927 code for a protein of 922 amino acids.